AUGCCCACGCCAUACCCCACUCUCGCAGCCUCAUACCUCUCUCUAGCGCUCGUGGUAUCCUCCUUUGUGCUCGUGGAUGGCCUUCUUGUCAACCGAACAAUCGACGACGAGCAAGGCGAUAGUGUCACAGGGGCGCAGCCCUCGUACCUCCCUGACGGCGGGUGGGCCCUCGGGUCGGCGUGCAUAGGCUGCAAUAUCAACUCAAGUGUCGUCGACGUGAGCAAGGCGUUCGACAACACAUGGCACGACGUAACGCACAACCCCGAGGGCCCUGAGCAGGUCAUCACCGCGACAUUCUCUGGCGUCGCGGUGUAUGUGUUCAACAUCAUCGCGAAUACCAUCCACUCCACCACGACAUUGACGAACCUGAGCUUCACGCUGGAUGGGGAACCAGCUGGAUCUUACCUGCACGCACCCGACACAAGCACGGACAUCCUAUACAAUGUGUCGGUGUACAGCAGCACCGGCCUUGCCAAUGGGCCGCAUACGCUCGAAAUACGACCGACCGGGCCGUUCAAUUCUCUCAUCCUCUUCGACUACAUCACUUACACUGUAGACGAAGAAGCCACGACCACGGCGGGUCCAUCACUCGUCCCAUCGUCCUCUGCGUUCACGGCCACGCAGGCAGAUCCCACUACGGGGGGCACAGCACCGAGCUCUACACCUUCACAAGCGAUCCCGCGGGCGUCACCGAGCCCUUCAAUAGGGGUGAUCGCGGGCGGUGCGGUAGCGGGAGUGUUCAUCGUAGGCAUCGUUGCCGCUGUGCUGCUUUUCGUGUUCCGACGACACAGGCGGCAGCGGUGGCCAAGUUCACCUGCGCGGUCAACAGGGUCGGCUGCUGGCAACGACGCGGACACGGUGUACGACGCGACGCGCAUGGCGGAAAGACGCGCAACCGUUCCCAGUUCGAGUUUCACGGAGCCCCCACCAUCGUACUACUCAGGCACUCUCCCUCCGUAUACUCCUCCAAGAGGCUCGCUCUACGCAUCCUCUGAGCCUAUCUACACCCUUCCCCGCCCUAUUUCCCUCUCUGCUACGGAUCACUCAAGACGCUACGCAGAGCUCGCUGAUUGA
Molecule: messenger RNA, 1074 nt
Organism: Trametes versicolor FP-101664 SS1
Lineage: Eukaryota; Fungi; Basidiomycota; Agaricomycetes; Polyporales; Polyporaceae
Exons: 2
Coding region: 1-1074 (357 amino acids)
Source: RefSeq, a predicted model, not a curated record